AUGCAUCAAUCACAAGUGAAUGUUGAUUCUAACGACAUGCGUCUCUGGGUUUGUCUCGUUUUGUUGCUGUUCGUAAGCAUUUGGGAGGAAACUAAAUCACAUAAUUUUUCUCUGAGUGACGAGGAUGGACUCGAUUCAAAGAGUGGCGAAGGAAAAGACUCCGAAGAAGGAGUUGGUAAUUCAAAAAGUCCAGAGGUAGAUAUCAGCUCUAAACCAAUAGACGAAAGCAAAUCUAAGAGCGACGAAGAUAAGUCAAAGAGUGGUGAAGAUAGUAAACCUAACAGCGGCGAAGAUAAGUCAAAGAGUGGAGAAGACAGUAAGUCGAAAAGUGGAGAAGACAGUAAUUCGAAGAGUGGAGAAGACAGUAAGUCGAAGAGUGGAGAAGACAGUAAGUCGAAGAGUGGAGAAGACAGUAAGUCGAAGAGUGGAGAAGACAGUAAGUCGAAGAGUGGAGAAGACAGUAAGUCGAAGAGUGGAGAAGAUAGUAAGUCGAAGAGUGUAGAAGACAGUAGAUCCAAACCAGAUGAAGAUGAUGAUAACCCUUGGGAAUAUGAUAAUCAUAGUUCUGCUACGUCUAUUUUCGUACCAAUAAAUCUACGUCGUAAUCCAUGCGUACAUUCAGAAUUUAAUUCAGAAAGCAGAGUGUAUGUGGAAACAAAUAAAAAAUUGAAGAACAAAAUACAAUGCACGUUGAGAUACGAUCCGAACAUGAAAAAACACUACAAGGAUAAAAACAAGAAGUAUAUCGUAGAGGCGUUCCGCGUGCACUGCUGGCGGCUGGCGCCAGGAGUUCUGCCCACCGACACCAACCUGGUCAGCAGCGUCAACGACUGCAGCAGAUACAAACCACACUUCAAGCCUAUCGUUAUCAACGUCCGGAUGAGUCCGUCCCAACACACCAAAGAUUACGACGUGUUACUGUACACGCGCAAUUCUCGUUUUAAGGCUGACACGUACUGCACGGCGAAUCAAGAACCUAAGACUGGAAUAAAAGUGAAAGGCGGAAAAUUUUUGUCCGCUGUUUACAGAACGAUGUGUGUACGACAGAGUCCUUAA
This is a messenger RNA of Colias croceus (clouded yellow), 1056 nucleotides long. Its product is annotated as protein transport protein SEC7-like. NCBI's taxonomy places the organism in Eukaryota, Metazoa, Arthropoda, Insecta, Lepidoptera, Pieridae. The record is from RefSeq and is a predicted model, not a curated record. The transcript is spliced from 2 exons. The coding region runs from base 1 to 1056 and encodes 351 amino acids.